AUGGGUAAAGAUUAUUAUAGAAUACUAGGGAUACCCAAAAACGCCAACGACGAUGAAAUAAAGAAAGCCUACAGGAAGCUCGCCUUGCGCUACCACCCCGACAAGAACAAAUCCCCCGAUGCCGACGAGAAAUUCAAAGAAAUCGCCGAGGCUUUCGAGAAGAAGCGCGACAUCUACGACGCCUACGGCGAGGAGGGCCUCAAGGGCGGCGUCCCGGCCGGCGCCGGCGCCGGCGCUGAUUGCCGUUACACCUACACCUUCCACGGGGAUCCGAGGGCGACGUUCGCCCAGUUCUUCGGCAACAUCGAUCCCUUCCAGGACUUCAUCGGGUUCUUCGGCGGCGAGAACGCCGCCCGGCGCGAUCCCUUCCAGCAGUUCUAUCACGUCGACGCGACGCAGCACUCGCCCUCCUACCGGCAGGAUCCGCCCAUCGAACGGGAGCUGUACAUUCCCUUGGAGGACAUCCUCACCGGCAAGUAUCCAAGUCCCCCUCGGCGAUCUUAA
Molecule: messenger RNA, 504 nt
Organism: Phyllotreta striolata
Lineage: Eukaryota; Metazoa; Arthropoda; Insecta; Coleoptera; Chrysomelidae
Source: the annotation of a GenBank genome assembly